CCGAGUGACUUGACGCGAACUUGGACAGGAUGCCACUCGCAGGGGUGGAGGAAGACGGAGAAACCCCGGGUGGAAGAGACGGGAGAAGAUGGAAAACAAAAAGCGCCACGUGAGCGAGCGAGCGACACAGAGAAGGAAAGAGAGCCUACAGAGAGAGCGCGAGAGAGAACGGGAGCGAGGGACAGCGACACAGAGAGUUGCCGCUGAAGAUUUAGUGUGAGAAGUGACGAAUUAGAUAUACUCGAUACAGACCCACGUGUACGCAAACGGACCCGGCACCGAUCAUGAAGCUCGGGACGCUCCUCCUCUUCGCCGUGGCGGUGAUGCUCCCUCCUCGCUCGGCCAUCUCCGUCGCUCAGCCUCGCUCCCUCCGAACACUCAUCAAGCAGCAGCAGGACCAGCAGCAGCAGCAGCGAGAGCAUCGUCAGCAAGAGCAGCAGCAGGGUCUGACCUCUCCGUGGCCCCGAGUAUCGCUGCUCCAACGUGCGGUGCAGCGACCUCCUCCUCUGUUAGAAGCGCACGGAAGUGCCGUGCCCUGGGACCGCUUCUCGGCAUCCGCGCGCCUCCUCCCCUCUCUCUGGCGAGUCGGCGACGCGGGCGGCGGCUACGCCGAGGACGGUGGCGAUUACGGAGGGCAGGGGAAGGAGACGGAGGAUGGGGGUGGCGAAGAGGUGGGGGAAGCGGAGGAGGAGGAGGAGCGGCGGCUUCUGCUGGAGAAACGCGGGGAGGUGCCCACGUCGCUGGACCUCACCUUCCACCUGAUGCGGGAACUGCUGGACGCGGCGCGCGCCGAGAAGAUGGUGAUCCAGGCGCACAGCAACAGGAAGAUCAUGGACUCUGCGGGGAAGUGAAUGAUGAUGAUGAUGGCGGCGGUGGUGACACGUUGGGUGUGUAGGUGCGUGGGUGGGUGUCUAGACGUGAGUGUCUUUGUGCAAGGGAUACUUUUUUGGCAGACUAAUGCCCUAUUGUAGGCUUGUGCCGCGUACAACAUAAUAUUAUCAAUAGCACAGGGGACAGCUGCCACUAGGGGUCCCCUUGGCUUGGCUGCAGUCGAGAAUUUGAAUGCUUGAUAUGGGACAGGCGCGUUGUGGUGUGUUUGCGUGGGAGAGUGCGGUGGGUGCGUGUCGGUGUGUCUGUAGGAGUGUGUCUGUAGGAGUGUGUCUGUAGGAGUGUGUCUGUAGGAGUGUGUCUGCGUGUGCGUAUGUGCGCUGCGGUGGCGCAGUGGUCCGUACACUGCGCCACAAACCCAUCCGAGUUCGACUCCUGCUUGGGGCCAACAUCAGGAGGGAAUAGCUGGGCCUCCAAUGAAGAUAAUAUUGAGUCGACGCCUAGGUCGACUCAGCCUUCAAUGAGUUCCCGAGAUUGUGUGUAAACAUCACAACUGCUGGGACAAAGGCGGUCGGGCGUGGUUCUCGCCACGCCAACCGCCUUGUGUGCCGUCUUGGUUUUUGCACUGAUGGCAGUUGCCCUCCCAGAGGGGACUAAUUUGAGGCUGUAGUCGACCUAGGGGAGGCCCAGGACCGGUUCAGAUAAUCGUUGCUGGUGUUGGCCGUGAGCGGAAAUCGAACUCGGGUCGCCGGGUUCGUAGCGCAGCGCGCUGGACGCUACACCGCAGCUCCCCGAACAAACACACACACACACACAGACACUGACACACCCAUACACACCUACAUACACACAAUCGCACACAUAUACAUACACACUGACACACACACACGCACAACCACACGGACGCACACACACGCGCACUAAUGAGUGCACACGAAUUUGAAAUUCGGCCGAGCGAUUGACGGGCAAAUGUUCUACGAAUGCAUUUAAACAUUUAAACAUAAACCCACGAACGCGCAGAUCUGUGAUCAUCCAGCUGGUUACAGCAUUCACGUAAUAUUAUCUACAGGGGAGAUUGAUUCAUUUAACGGCAUUGUCUCCCUUUCGGAUUACGGUAAUCCGACAGAUUAAAAACGACGUCUCAUCAGUGUGAGUUUGUUGAAUAAUAUAACAAUGUUCCUGGUUUCGACUGUGCUCAGACUCAUCAGCAAUGGUUGGAAUCUCAGACAGCCACGCGGCCGGGUCCCCUGAUGUUAUCAGCAGGAUCCUUCAAACGGCUCCAUCUUCAUUGGGUAUCAGCAGCAAAAGUGUAGCCUUUUAAACCAAUGCCCAUCGGGUGGCACUGAUGUUAUGGACAGGAUUCCUGAACCGGGUUCAUCUUCACUGGGUAUCAUCGGUAAAGGUGUAGCCUGUUAAACCAAUGCCUACCGACCAGACCAGUCGUUUUUAACAUGCGGUAGCAAUACCGCCUUCCGGUUCCUUCCGGUCGGCACGAGCCUCAGCUCAAGGGAAGCGCUGCGACGAACGACCGACCGACGGACGGACGCACAAAGUUAUUUCUAAUAUACGAGGAGUUGCAUUUAUUUAUUUAUGUAUUUAUUUAUUUAUUGAAUCUGUUACACGCGAGCGGGUGGGUGGCCAGCACCACGCUCGGUCGUCUUUGUCUCCUCCCUCGUGGCGGUUACAGCGCUCGACUCACAGAUCCGUAAGGUCGCGAGAGUUCAAACUUCUGGUCAGUCGCCAGGUCACGCGACUCCGCCUGGCGUCGAUGAAACACGUGUACCACUUUGCGCAAAGGUCGGCACGCUACAGCAGUUUUCCCCUUUAACAUUGCGUCGCUCUCCAGUCCCCCACACCCCACCCCCUCCCUCCCCCCCGCAAUGGAAACGUGGAAUUUCCACCACCUUUGUUUCGCGUGAGCUGAAGAAGGCGGGAGGUGUCUUGGUGGCUGAAGCCAUUGAUUGCCGCAAUGUUGAUUUAUUAUAAGCAAAUACAUCAACAUCGCUAACACCACGCGACUUUUUGACCAGUUCCACAAACAAAAAAACCCUUAGAUUUAACACGUACAGUAAUAGUAGUAGGCUUUCGCGACCAAUAUAAUCCAUUAGAGGUGUUUUUGGAUUAGAUCACGUAAAUAUAAAUGCGUCGUUAAACCCGCCUGGAUAUCUGUUGAUUGUUAUUUUUAUGACGACAUUAAUGCCCCUCCCUCUGGCCUCGGCACCCGAUUGGCUCACAAGUGACGACAUCACAUUUAUAUUUAUCCCUCGAUUUAAGACCGAAGCAGGGGGAGGACUUCUCCACAACUCUGGCUGUCGCCUGAUGAUGCUAGUUGUAAUUACCGGCGAAACGUUGUACUCGGAUUGUAAACGCUGUGUGUUGUACGAGUAAAGAAUUGGCAUGUUUUGUUUACGUGACAAACCUUACUAAUGUUGGGUGGUGGCGGGUUUAACAACACAUUCAUGUUUAUGCGAUCUAACCCAAAAAUCUGUAUUAUCUCCCUUUUUUCUGGGUUCAUAGUGCAUUGUGCUAACCAUUGUACCACCGCUCUAACCGCCAUGGAAAAGGUAACGACAUCUAAUUAACUGGGACAUACACAGAAAACAAGCUACCGCUUUGAAACGAAUACUGUAUUAUUAUCGCGCUGGUAAACGGACCUUCAACAAUUGUACGUAAAAAAAAUCCCCAGUUUACUAUUAAUGCAGUACAAACAAAAACGGGAUGGCCACGAUCAUGCAAGCCUUCAUCCAGCAGUGGCUAGAGCUUGCCUGCUGAUAACGAUUGCAUUAAAUUAUCAAUGUGUCAACUGUUUGGCUCUUAUAGUAGUAGGUUUUUACCCUUUAAACUGGUACAAAAACUGACACCUUUA
Lethenteron reissneri (Far Eastern brook lamprey) is the source of this 3694-nucleotide messenger RNA. Its product is annotated as corticoliberin-like. The record is from RefSeq and is a predicted model, not a curated record. Gene Ontology annotation, cellular component: extracellular region. Gene Ontology annotation, molecular function: hormone activity. Lineage: Eukaryota; Metazoa; Chordata; Hyperoartia; Petromyzontiformes; Petromyzontidae.